AAGCGGCUUGUACUCUGGCAACCUUGCGGUAAUUUUAAAAUUUGUUGUCUCUUUCCUUUUAUUACUCUUUUUGUAUUACUAUAGUAUAAGGUACGGAGUAGAAUUUGUUUGAUAUGGCAGACUCUGUAGGCAAGAAGAAAAAGGUCGACCAGAAAGUCGAUAAAGAAACGUCAGACCAAAAAGUUUCAAUUAAAAGAAGGCCAAUCAAAAGACAUGGUAGGUUGUACGCCAAAGCAAUAUUUACUGGUUACAAACGAGGACUUCGUAAUCAACACGAGAAUACUGCUCUUUUGAAUGUGGAAGGAACUGAAUCAAAAGAUGAGAGCUGGUUCUACGUUGGCAAGAAAUGUGUAUAUGUUUACAAAGCUAAAAACAAGACGUGUGUUCCUGGACGUCCUAAGUCUGUAAAAUCCAAGGUACGAGCCAUCUGGGGAAAAAUUACUAGGCCCCAUGGUACAAGGGGAGCAGUGAGAGCCAAAUUCAACAGAAAUUUACCUGCCAAGGCAAUGGGACACCGUAUUCGAAUAAUGCUGUACCCAUCCAAAAUAUAACUGUAUGUAUAAAAUGAAUAAAACAUAUGCAUUCUAAAUGUU
Molecule: messenger RNA, 593 nt
Organism: Leptinotarsa decemlineata (Colorado potato beetle)
Lineage: Eukaryota; Metazoa; Arthropoda; Insecta; Coleoptera; Chrysomelidae
Gene: RpL35A
Product: Ribosomal protein L35A
Biological process (GO): translation
Cellular component (GO): ribosome
Molecular function (GO): structural constituent of ribosome
Source: RefSeq, a predicted model, not a curated record